AGGAUUUAGGGUUUGGAGGAGAGCACGGCGAUGGUGACCAUGGAAUUGGAUCGCGUCGGGGUCGGCCGCCCGGCGUCGACGGUGUCGGACACCAUGGACGAGGUACUCUACUCGCGAUUGAUGCACAGCAUUGGCAGGAAGGCCGUGGAGUGGCUGUCGAGCAGCAGAGUUUUGGUGCUGGGCUGCCGCGGCAUGGGCGCCGAGGUCGCCAAGAACCUGGCGCUCUCGGGCGUCGCCAGCGUGGGAUUGGUGGACGAAGGCACGGUGUGCGUGGAGGAUUUGGGAUGCCAGAUGCUGCUCAAAGAGGGCGAUGUCGGGUCGAACAGGGCAGUGGCCACGGCCAGGACUCUGCGAGAGCUCAGCCCCUGCGUGGACGCCAUAGCCAUCUCCGAGGCCGCGCUGGAGAGCUCGCUCAAGGACUUCCAGCUCCUUGUCGUCACCAUGGGGACUCUCCCCUACAUCGCUCACGUCAACCGGAUGUGCCGAGAGGCCGGGGUGAUGCUCGUCGCCGCCAUCUCUCGGGGGGUCUUCUCCUUCGUCUUCGUGGACCUGGGAGAGUGUUUCUCCGUGCUGGACGAGACCGGCGAGCCUGUUUCGCCCGUGCUGGUCGAGGGCAUUACGCAGGACUCUCCAGCGACUGUCACAGUGGUGGAGGAGCAAAGGCACGGCCUGGAAGACGGGGACGAGGUGGUUUUUAGUGGGAUCUCUGGGAUGGAGGAGCUCAACCACAGGGUUUCGUAUCCAGUCACGGUCACAGGCUCUUGCUCUUUCACCAUCCCGGAGGAUACUCGGGGAUUCAACAGGUAUGUGUCCGGGGGAUACUUCCACAAGAAGAGGCCUGUGAAGAAGAUGAGCUUUCUUCCCAUGGACAAGUCCAUCAACUCGCCGGAGUUUUGCAUCAGCGAUCCGGCAAAGGCAGGCCGGACACCAUGCCUCCACAUUGCGUUCCAAGCCGCGGACGAGUACGAGAGGCAGCACGGGUUGUCUUCUACGGGAGCUGGCUCAACUCUCGAGGAUGCUGAUGCCGAGGAGGUGGUGAAGCUGGCUAGAGAAAUGUGGCUUCGGGCUUCCCCCGGCGGCUCGCUGCAAGAGAAUGGAGAUUUGUCGUGCAAAACUCCCGACUUGGAUCGUUCCAAGUCUGGUGUGACUUCCUCCUCGGCCACGGGAAAGAGAGAUGCCGACAGCUCUAGUAGCGCGAACGAGGAAGCUUGCUCAUCGGAUUCAGGUGCAGGAAGAAGAGAUGGGACCUCCGGGCUGGACGAGGAACUAGUGAAGCUGGUAGCACAGGGAGGUUCUGUGGAGAUUUGUCCCAUCGUGGCCAUCACUGGAGGCAUAGCUGCACAGGAAGCCAUCAAGGCUUUGUCCAAGGUUUUUAUGCCAGUGCAUCAGUGGUUUUACUUUGAUGCAACGGAGUGUUUGCCGCUUAAGUCUUCGUCUUUGGAAGAACGCACCCCGCUGGGAUCACGGUAUGAUUCCCAGGCGGCGCUCUUUGGCCGAGAGUUUCAGCAAAAGCUUAGCUCUUCGCAGUGGCUGGUUGUGGGAGCUGGAGGAAUAGGCUCCGAGGUUUUGAAAAAUCUUGUUUUGAUGGGUGUGGGUUGUGGAACUAGUGGGCGCAUUGUUAUGACGGACAUGGAUUCUGUGUCCAAGGCAAAUCUAGUAGACCAAGCUUUGUACCAUAUAGACGACUUAGACAGACCCAAAACUCCGACAGCAGCAAGAGCUUUACGAAGGAUAAAUCCUGCUGCUCAGAUUCACGCACUACAAGAAAAGUUUGAUGCUUCAUCAGAGAGCCUUUUUGACACUUCGUUCUUUGAGUCGAUGACUGGAGUGAUAUCUGCUGUGGACAAUUCUACGUCGAGGCUGUACAUUGACAUGCGUUGCGUAAACUAUAGAAGGCCUCUGAUUGACGGGGGAAAGCAUGGAGCCAAAGGUAGCGUUCAGGUCUUUGUGCCUUUCCAGUCGGAGAUGUAUGCGUCCACUCGAGAUCCACCAGAGCACAGAGAGUUCCCAAUCUGUACCUUGAAAAACUUCCCGUAUGCACCUGAGCAUACGCUUAAGUGGGCCGUGGAAACUUUUGAAGCGCUGUUCAAACAGCGGCCGGUGGAUGUGAACUCUUACCUUUCAAAGAGAGAUUUUCAGGACUCUAUGCGGAAAUCACCUGCAUCGACGAGGCUGCCCAUCCUCGAAACUCUGAGGGACGCUCUCGUGCUACAAAGACCAUUGAGCUUUGAUGCUUGUGUGCAAUGGGCUCGUCUUCAGUUUGAAGAGCUUUUCACCAACAAUAUCAAGCAGCUGCUGUAUAACUUUCCGGCUGGAAUGACAACUUCAGCGGGCACUCCUUUUUGGAGCGGCACGAAGCGAAUCCCAACGCCCUUGGCUUUCCAUCCUUCGGAACCCCUGCACAUGGAUUUUAUUAUCGCGGCCGCGAAUCUACAGGCCACAGUAUAUGGCCUGAAGGGUUGCCGUGAUCAUUCGCUCUUUGUGGAUAUCGUACAAAGAGUUGCUGUUCCGCACUUCCAGCCCAAGGAAGGAAUCAAAAUUGCUGUUAGUGACAGUGAGGUUCGGAAUCCUCAACGCAGGGGUCAAGAUGACAGUGAUGCUACCGCUGCUUGCGAAGCCAUCCUUCAAGAGCUCCCAACGCCUCCUAGUCUUGUGGGCUAUCGCCUCACACCGUUAGAGUUUGAGAAAGAUGACGAACACAACUUCCAUGCCGAUUUCAUCGCAGCUGCUGCAAAUCUAAGAGCACACAACUACGGUAUCCCGUUAAGUACCAAGUUACAGGCGAGAUUGAUAGGGGGCGGCAUUAUCCCUGCAAUAAUCACGUCCACAUCAGUUGUGGGUGGUUUGAUCUGUCUCGAGCUCUACAAGCUCUUGCUGCAAAAGCCGCUGAGUGACUAUAGGCACUCCUACUUCAACUUGGCAGUUCCACUCUUUUGCUUCGCUCAACCUAUGAAAGCAUUCGAGCAUACGGUUGCACGAUCGCAAGGUGGCCUACUCAACUGGACACUGUGGGACAAGUUCGAGAUGGAUUGCGUGGGGAUGCCCCUGGAAAGCUUCCUGCUCAACUUCAAGCAACAGCAGGGCCUCGAAAUCACAAUGGUUUCUUACGGCAAAAGCCUGCUCUAUGCGGAGUUUCUGCCGCGGAAGAAGCUCCAGGACAGGUUUCCAGUGACGCUCUUGGAUCUGGUGACAAGCGUUGGCAAGGUGGCCGUGCCACCCACGGAAACCAAGCUCGUCUUCUCAGUCUCUUGUACCGACGCCGACGGGAACGAUGUCGAGGUGCCUGACGUUAUAGUCAAAGUGCGAUAGCUAGCGCUACGCCUCUAGAAAAACACUGUACAGCCCCUGUUCUUCGUGACUCUCUAGAAUAAACAUCCGAUCGCAAUCGCCCAGAUCGAUCGAUCAGAGGAAAAAAUUCUCGCAA
Molecule: messenger RNA, 3424 nt
Organism: Selaginella moellendorffii
Lineage: Eukaryota; Viridiplantae; Streptophyta; Lycopodiopsida; Selaginellales; Selaginellaceae
Product: ubiquitin-like modifier-activating enzyme 1
Exons: 12
Coding region: 31-3309 (1092 amino acids)
Biological process (GO): protein sumoylation
Cellular component (GO): cytoplasm; SUMO activating enzyme complex
Molecular function (GO): SUMO activating enzyme activity
Source: RefSeq, a predicted model, not a curated record